Molecule: messenger RNA, 4623 nt
Organism: Scophthalmus maximus (turbot)
Lineage: Eukaryota; Metazoa; Chordata; Actinopteri; Pleuronectiformes; Scophthalmidae
Product: inactive phospholipase C-like protein 2
Exons: 12
Coding region: 240-3686 (1148 amino acids)
Biological process (GO): lipid metabolic process; intracellular signal transduction
Molecular function (GO): phosphatidylinositol-4,5-bisphosphate phospholipase C activity
Source: RefSeq, a predicted model, not a curated record
GGCGGCGGAGGUGUGUCGGUGCCCCCCCUCCCUUCACCCCCCGUCUCCGUGUGUGUGUGUGUGUGUGGAGGAGGAGGAGGAAGCAGAGAGAGAGAGAGAGAGAGAGAGAAGUUUCCACCGCUCUUGACGCACAGCCACCGACCGCUCGCUUCCCACACGAUGGCAGACCUGUGUCCUCCGCUGCGUCCGGAAGCCCGCUGCCGUUGAGGAGAACCGAGCCGAGCCCAGAGGUGUCACCAAUGGCUGAAUUCGGAGCGAGCCCGGGCGCCGGCGGUCCACCGGUUGCUGGCUGCCGGAAAGCCGCGUCGGGGGCGGCCGGGGCGAGCCCGGAGACGCGCCGUGGAGAGCCGGUGUCCAACGGAAACUGCAGCGCGCCGGACGCGGUGAAGAGGCUCCAGAAGCAGCCCAGCUGCGAGUCCCCGGCGGGGGAGAGCGCGCCAUCGGACUCGGCGUCCAAAGGGAUCCCUCGACGCAGCAGUCUGAUCAAGGAUGGGUCACGUGCAGGUCGGGACAGGAAGAAGACGGUGUCCUUCAGCUGCAGCCUGUCAGAGAAGAAGAUCAGUAGCGCCGCCGACUGUAUCCACUCCAUGGUUGAGGGGAGUGAGCUGAAGAAAAUCCGACCCAACUCACGUGUUUACCAGCGCUACUACAUGUUGGACACAGGCCUCCAGGCGUUGUGCUGGGAGCCAUCCAAGAAGGAGUCGGACAAAGCCCGGAUCUCUCUUGCCUCCAUGCGAGAGGUGCGGACAGGUCGUAACACAGAAACCUUCCGCACCAGUGGAGUUUAUGAGCAGAUUUCGGAGGACUGCGCAUUCUCCAUAAUCUAUGGGGAUGUAUAUGAAAACUUGGACCUGGUGGCCAACUCUGCCGAAGUGGCUAACAUUUGGGUGACUGGACUAAGGUAUCUGAUGCAGUACGGGAAACACGCCCUGGACAUGCUCGCCAGCAGUCAGGACAGUCUUCGCCUUUGCUGGCUCGAGCAGUUGUUUUCCUCUGCUGCUGAUUCGGACGGACAGGAAGGUGUUGAGGAAGGGAUUCGCUUGCAGUCGGCCGUUAGGUUGAUACAGGGCGUGAACCCUGGGGUGGGCCGCGGCAAAGUGGAGCGCAGGUUUAAAGAGCUUCAAAGAGUCAGGGAGAGGAUGUGUGGUCUCACGAUAGAUAACGGAUCGGGAGUUAAAGAUCACAUUGAAACCAAAGGGCCACUGGGAACAAAUGAGCGAGUCACCAAGCAGGAGUUCUUCGAGGUCUUCCAUGACUUUUGCACACGCCCGGAGAUCUACUUUCUGUUGGUGCAGUUCUCUAGCAACAAGGAGUUCCUGGACACCAAAGACCUGAUGCGGUUCCUUGAGGCGGAGCAAGGCAUGACUCAUGUGAGUGAGGAUACCAGUCUGAAGCUCAUCCAGUCCCACGAGCCAUCAGAGGAGGGCCAGCAGCAGGGAUACCUGUCUUUGGACGGCUUCACCAGCUACCUCACUUCGGCAGAGUGCCACCUUUUUGACGAGGAGCACAACGCCGUGUGUCAGGACAUGUCCCAGCCCCUGUCCCACUAUUACAUCAACUCCUCCCACAACACCUACCUCAUAGAGGACCAGUUUAAAGGUCCCUCCGACAUCUCUGGAUACAUCCGCGCCCUCAAAAUGGGCUGUCGGUGUGUGGAAGUGGACGUUUGGGACGGCCCUGAUGAGGAGCCAGUGGUGUGUACAGGUCACACCCUUUCCCCACCGCUGGCCCUGCGAUGUGUGUUAGAAGCGAUCGGAAGGUUUGCAUUUGUGGCGUCGGAGUAUCCCUUGAUUAUAUGUAUUGAGAACCACUGUUCACCUGGACAGCAGAAAAAGUUGUGGCAACAUCUCACGGGUGUACUAGGGGAGAAGUUAUAUGCAAAUCCCCCCGAUGAAGGGGACCCCUACCUUCCAUCGCCGCAUGCCUUAAGGCACCGAAUCCUACUCAAGGCUAAGAAAUUGGGACCAAGUCCUGAUGGGGGGGACGGGGAGGUGAGUGAGGAGGAUGAAGGGGCAGAGAUGUGUCAAAGGGUGAAGGCAGCUAAUAGCGGAGGGGCACCGCCUGGGGGAAGUGAGAAGGAUAUGUUGCGGAAAGGCGUCACUCAGUCUAAUCCUCCUCAUCCUCCUUCCAAAUUACAACUCUUGAAGGACCUGUCUGACCUGGUUACUCUCUGCUGCUCGGUGGGCUUCAUUGACUUUCCAACAUCAUCCAAAAGCCAAAAACCUUGGGAACUGUGCUCCUUUCACGAAUCUCUGGCCGUGCGUCUUGCCGGCGAGAGCCCCGGCGACUUUGUCAAUCACAACAAGCAUUUCUUGUCACGCGUGUACCCCAGCCCCAUGCGCAUUGACUCGAGCAACAUGAACCCGCAGGACCUGUGGAAGUGCGGGUGCCAAAUUGUGUCCAUGAAUUUCCAGACCGCGGGACUGAUGAUGGAGCUGAACACGGCGUGGUUCCGGCAGAACGGGAACUGUGGUUAUGUUCUGCGGCCGGCCAUCAUGCGGCAGGAGGUGUCUUAUUUCAGCGCCGACACCAGAGACACAGUGCCUGGUGUGUCUCCACAACUGCUUCACGUGAAGGUGAUAAGUGGCCAGAACCUGCCCAAGCCAAGGGGUUCUGGGGCCAAAGGGGAUGUGGUGGACCCAUACGUAUAUGUGGAGAUCCACGGCAUCCCAGCUGACUGCACAGAGCGCCGCACCAGGACAGUGACCCAGAACGGCGACAACCCCAUCUUCGACGAGAGCUUUGAGUUCCAGAUCAAUCUGCCAGAGCUCGCCAUGGUUCGCUUCAUGGUGCUGGACGAUGACUACAUAGGGGAUGAGUUCAUAGGUCAGUACACCAUCUCUUUAGAGUGUCUUCAGCCAGGCUACCGACAUGUACCGCUGCAGACUCUGACGGGAGAGGAACUUGCCCACGCCAAGCUGUUCGUCCAUGUGGCACUCACCAAUCGCAGAGGAGGGGGAAAGCCUCACAAGCGGGGCCUGUCUGUGCGGAAGGCCCGGAAGGGCAGGGACUACACAGCCCUGAGGGACCUGGGAGUCCGGGCUGUGGACGAGGUUUUCAGGACGGUCGCGCCGCUGCUGAGGGAAGCAACUGACCUGAGGGAAAACAUGCAGAACUCAGUGGCAGUGUUCAGGGAGCUGUGCGGGGUGUCCGCUGUGGCGAACCUCAUGCAGUGUGUACUGGCCCUGAGCUCCAGAGUUUCAGGACCAGAUGGGACACCUCUGCUCCUGUUUGACCUCCGGGACCAGUACCCCACCCUGGAGCCCCAGGGGCCUCUGCCCGAUGUCCUUCGCAGGGUGGUCUCCACCUAUGAAAUGAUGGUCCAGGCAAGCAGAGAAGUGAUCGAGCUCUCCGACGGAAUCUACGAGAGGAUCCUGCAUGUACAGACGAUGGCGAUGGAGUUUCACGAGAAGCUGCCGAGCCUGGCCGCGAAGGACGGCCUGAAAGGUCGCAAGGUCAGCCGAGCGCUGGAGAGCUUCAGCUGGAACAUCACCAUCCUCAAGGGCCAGGCCGACCUACUGAAGCGGGCCAAGGCCGAAGUCCAGGAGAACAUGAAGCAGGUCCACGAUGCCGCCUUGACUGGAAACCUCCCCAAGGGGAGUGUGGGAGUGACACGAGUCCGCUCCCAAACGCUUAGGGGCCAGGAUGACAAACCCGCCACGAGUGCCGGAGGACCCUCGGCAUAGUGAGGGGGGACGAGGCCACGUCCCCGCUGUAGCUGCUGUAACAAACCCUCCCUGUGUCAUCAAUUUGUUCCAUGGCAUCAGUCUGCCACAGUGGGCGACUUUCACAAUGUUGCUGGAGUACAAUAGCGAGUACCCUGUUUUGAAGAAAAGAGAACAGAAGAGUUGAUGAAUGUAAAGGUCUGUCUGUCUACCCACCUGUCGCUGAACACUUGAGAGCUGAGAGGCGUCUGUGAGGAGACAGGAGACGAAUGGGGAGCAGAAUGUAGCUCGACUUGAAGCCAAGUCUCGGCGGCUUUUACUGUAUUAAACUGUAAAUACACUUCUAAUGUGCAAUGUUUCUGAGGUUUGAGGAGACUCCUGCCAGCUCCAAAUGUUGGCAGCUUUUACUUCACUAAGCUGCCACAGAACCUAGCAAUAUGAAGUAAGGACGGUCUUUUGACAUCAUACCGCUCAGAGCAGUGCAGCCCCCCCCCCCCCCCCCCCCCCCCCUCCCCCCACAUGUCUCUCAUGCAGUCACCUUUUUGUCUUACCACAAAAUAUUCCACUUCACCCUCUAAAUAUUGUCUUACAUACAGUAUUAUAUAUUUUUGUAAUUUCCUGUGGUAAUAAAAAAACAACAAACUGCCAUAAUGACCAACUCCAUAACUCUAAAUGUUUGCCUCUAGGGAACAGAUACUGUUUUGUUGCAAGUGCAUAAGUUGUGUGAAAAAAACACUGUACAGUAUUUUAUUAUGUAAUAUUCUAUCAUUUUGCUGUAAAGCAUAUUUUACACGAGCUAUUGAUCCUGAAUGAAAACAUUCCAGAAACAUGCUUUUUUUUGGUGCAGUAGAUGAGGCUCGACGUGCUCAGCUCAGUCCCAAGCGUUGCAGGUUCACGGUUCCCUUCCUCAACGGGCAGGAUGGAAAAAUACUAUGAAUAAAACUAGUUUUCAAACGAC